AUGGCUCCUGAGCUGCCCCGCAUCUUCUUGCUUCCUACUCACUUACAAGAGGACGAGCGGCGCCAGUUGGAGGACAAGAUACCUACUCUGACUCACGAUUCUCAGGAAGCUGCCGUUAUAUUGGGAAAGAUAUCCAGACCGGAGCGCGCUCUUUUCGAGCUGAGGCGGCUUAGGCUUGCGACAGAACCAGUGGCCUCUGCCAGCAGACGUGAACGAGAUGAUGAUGAUGCCCAAGAGCCGCCGUCGAAACGUCCGAGACUAUCUGGACCAGAGGCUUUGAAACCCCAAAAUGAGACAGAUGGCGGCGUUUCUUUGAAUGUAUUGAGGCUGCAAAGAGAUGUUGUUCUGGUGCUCAAGCUGGCAUGGCUGUUGGAUUCUCUUGAACAAGACGCUGCGCUGCCCGUCGACGACUAUUUGCUCUACCUAGGCCGCAAACUGCCAUCUCAGCCCAAGAAGGACACAACUCCAAAGACUUCUCCGUCGAGACAAAGAUUGAAGGGCCGAGCCUCAGCAGUGCUCGCUCGUGCUGCCGAGGACCAACAGGGAAUCAGCACCAGCCCGCAUUCACCGCAGGCAGCAAGACGACGAACACAUUCUCCAAGCACUCCAAGUGGACGAAAACGAGCAGAGCCACCGACGCUGUAUCGCGAGACCACGUCGGAGCAUGAUAUUCCCUUGCCGCCGAUUCCUGAUUUUCUCCAUACGACGUAUUCUUGCCAGAGACCUUCUCCUGUCAACCCGCCAAAUGCUGCUUUCAUCGAAGAACUAAAGGACGUUCGUAAGCUGAGGCUUCUACAGGGAGAUAAGGUUGGUGUGAGGGCGUACUCUACGUCGAUUGCGUCUUUGGCUGCGUAUCCAUUUCUGAUUCAGCGACCACAGGAGAUAGAAAGACUGCCUGGAUGCGGGGGCAAGAUUGAAAAGCUAUACCGAGAGUGGAUGGCCGAUGGAUGUACUGCAGAGACCAAGGCGGCUGCAGUCAACACCGAACUAACUGUGCUGAGAAAGUUUUACGAGAUAUGGGGAGUUGCGGAUGCGACUGCUCGCGAAUUCUUUAAGAAAGGGUGGCGAGAUCUCGAUGACAUCGUAGAGCAUGGAUGGAGCUCGUUGCAAAGAGCGCAGCAGAUUGGCGUCAAAUACUAUGACGAUUUCCAGCUCAGGAUCCCACGAGCAGAGACGGAAGCCAUUGCCAAUGCAAUUCUCACUCACGCCCGGCGAAUCAACCCAGGCUUCCAAAUGGUAAUUGUUGGCAGCUACCGGCGAGGCAAGGCUGAGAGCGGUGACGUUGAUGUGAUCAUAAGCCACCCCGACGAAGCUCAAACACUCAACGUUGUGAAAAGGCUGAUUUGUAGCCUAGAGAAGAGCUCUUUCAUCAAGCAUACUUUAAGUGUUUGGACGCGAAAUAGUAAUCGUGAACAAGCCCCUCUGCCAUGGCGUGGUCAAGAUCGCUCUGCUGGGUCGGGAUUUGAUACCCUAGACAAGGCAAUGGUAGUUUGGCAAGAGCCGAGAGACGGCAGAGAGCACGGAGGUGCACCGGCGCCUCACCGAAGAGUAGACAUCAUCAUCAGCCCCUGGAAGACGGCUGGAUGUGCGAUACUUGGAUGGAGUGGAGAGACGACGUUCCAGAGAGACCUUCGACGCUACUGUAAGGCGAAGAUGGGGUUGAAGUUUGACAGCAGCGGCAUCCGGAGACGUGCAGACGGCUCGUGGGUGGAUCUGGAGAGCUCGGAGCAAGGACCGGCACCUGAUAUGGAAACGGCUGAGAGGCGCGUGUUUGAAGGGCUGGGGCUAGAGUGGCGGCCGCCAGCAGAGAGGUGUACAGGAUGA
This is a messenger RNA of Trichoderma atroviride IMI 206040, 1824 nucleotides long. RefSeq lists its product as uncharacterized. Gene Ontology annotation, cellular component: nucleus. Gene Ontology annotation, biological process: double-strand break repair via nonhomologous end joining. Lineage: Eukaryota; Fungi; Ascomycota; Sordariomycetes; Hypocreales; Hypocreaceae. Gene Ontology annotation, molecular function: DNA binding; DNA-directed DNA polymerase activity. The record is from RefSeq and is a predicted model, not a curated record.